AGACUGGUCUUUCUUCUCUUUCUUUCUUUCUGGCUUUAGCUUAUCUGUGACCUAUCUUUGUCACUUUCUAACAGAACAUAGAAUAAGGUAUAAUCUCCAGACAUCAUAGAUUUCAUCGAAUGUUCUUCUUCUUCGUCUUUCUUCUUUAAUUUUUGAUUUGUUAAAGUCAUUAAAACUGGAAGGAGGUAAUGAAAAAUGGUACGGAGAAGGUAGAAGAUGAUGGACCUACUACUGCUUGAAUCUUUGGCGGGCACAAACAGGUCACUUUCAAUGAUACUUGCUGUCCAGUGUGGGUUCCCCUGUUUCCUCUCACCCCUGACCCCAUCUAAUCACUCUUUCCAACUUGCUACACUCUUAUGAGAGAGAGAGAAAACUAAUCUUUCAAAUUUUUGAUUAUUUUCUUACAGUCUGUGUGAGAGAGAGAGAGAGAAGUAAAAUAAGUUCAGAUUGUUUGUCAAGAAGAUUUAAAUUUCUAGAGGUGGUGAAGGAGAUCACAGAUCUUCUGUUCAUAUGAAGAGAUCUUUCCUUCUCUGGUAUGUGCUCCUGGUACAAGCAUUCUUCUAUGGUGCUUGGUAUAGUGUUGGUGGAAGCCUGCAUUGUGAAUAUUCAAACUCGGUGAUUCUUCACCGGCCUCACAGCGUCUCAAUCACAGAGUUUGGAGCGGUUGGAGAUGGUGUCACUCUAAACACUAAAGCCUUUCAGAAUGCUCUGUUCUACCUCAACUCUUUCUCUGAUAAAGGCGGUGCCAAGCUUUUUGUUCCUGCUGGUCAGUGGCUUACCGGUAGUUUCGACCUUAUCAGCCAUCUAACGUUAUGGCUAGACAAGGGUGCAACCAUUCUCGGUUCAACGAGCUCGGAGAAUUGGCCUGUGGUUGAUCCUUUACCAUCAUAUGGACGAGGAAGAGAGUUGCCUGGUAGAAGACAUAGGAGUCUUAUAUAUGGUCAGAACCUCACAGAUGUAGUCAUAACAGGUGAGAAUGGGACUAUAGAUGGUCAAGGAAGUGUAUGGUGGGAUUGGUUUAGAAACGGAGAGCUAAACUAUACAAGACCUCAUAUUGUUGAGCUCAUAAACACUACAGGUCUUAUCAUCUCCAACCUCACCUUCUUGAAUUCACCCUUUUGGAACAUUCAUCCUGUUUAUUGCAGAGAUGUUCUUGUAAAGAAUCUCACAAUCUUGGCUCCUCUUGACUCUCCAAACACAGACGGAGUUGAUCCAGAUUCAUCAACUAACGUUUGCAUAGAGGAUUGUUACAUAGUUACUGGAGAUGAUUUAGUGUCGAUAAAAAGCGGAUGGGAUGAGUACGGCAUAUCCUACGCAAGACCGAGCUCCAAGAUCAAGAUCAACCGGGUAACGGGUCAAACCACUUCAAGCUCAGGAAUAGCGAUAGGAAGUGAAAUGUCAGGAGGUGUUUCUGACAUCUAUAUCAAAGACUUACAUCUAUUCAACUCCAAUACCGGAAUCAGGAUCAAGACUUCUCCUGGACGAGGCGGGUACGUUAGAAACGUUCAUGUGUCUAACGUGAAGUUCCAUAACGUGCAGAAAGCUAUUAGGUUCACUGGUAUCGGUGUGGCGGGUCUUCUUGAAGGUAUAGAAGGAGAUGAGUUUAAGAACAUAUGUUUUCUUAAUGUUACUCUUAUAGUGAAGAAGAACUCGAAGAAAGCUCCAUGGAAAUGCUCACACGUUAGAGGCUAUUCACAGUGGGUUUCGCCGGAGAUUACUUGUGAUUCUUUUGGAGAGAAUAUCUUCCCGGAGCAUAGCUCUGAUUGUUUUGGGUUAUCAGAGAAUGAUCUGGAGAAAUCAAGUGGUUUAAGUAGAUCACCAUGGUUGCUUUCUUGGUAAGUUACUGGAGUUUGACCUAAGGGAAACACACACAGUUUGCUUGAGUGUGAAGAAACCUCUUCAAAUUUUCCUUCCAUUUUUUUCUGAGGUUUUGUUUUUCAAAAGUGAUGCUUUCGUUCUUUCUUCAUUUUUGUUGUUUUGUUGUAAAUUUGUGUGCAGUGAGGAGAAUAAUCAGAGUGACUUGAGAGCUUUUUUGUUGUUGUUUUUUUGUAUGGGAUUUUUAAUGCUUUGGUGAGCAGAACAAGUGUAAUAUCUUCUUCUCAAAGAUGCUUGAAACUGA
This is a messenger RNA of Brassica napus (rape), 2119 nucleotides long. Its product is annotated as probable polygalacturonase. The transcript has 7 exons. Bases 511 to 1839 code for a protein of 442 amino acids. Lineage: Eukaryota; Viridiplantae; Streptophyta; Magnoliopsida; Brassicales; Brassicaceae. The record is from RefSeq and is a predicted model, not a curated record. Gene Ontology annotation, biological process: carbohydrate metabolic process. Gene Ontology annotation, molecular function: polygalacturonase activity.